AUGGAUAUCCUACAACAUCCAGAAAAAUUGUACAAUAUGGAUGAAAAGGGAUGCCGGAUAACUGUACACAAGCAGAACACAGUCCUAGCAGAGAAAGAAAGCAAAAGAGUUCAUCUCAUUGCCCCUGAACACGCGGAAAAUGUUACGAUAGCAAUGUGCGUGAAUGCCAUUGGUACUGCGAUACCACCUAUGAUCCUCUUUAAAGGAAAAAGACAGACCUGA
Messenger RNA from Parnassius apollo (apollo), 222 nucleotides. The record is from the annotation of a GenBank genome assembly. NCBI's taxonomy places the organism in Eukaryota, Metazoa, Arthropoda, Insecta, Lepidoptera, Papilionidae.